AUGAAGAGGAGGAAAGGUGGAAAAAAAUUGAAAUUUUUUAAAAAAAUUUCAAAAAAUUUAUUUAGACACAAACUACGCGAAAAACGGAGCGAUGGAAGCAAUAAUAAACACAAAAAUGCUUGGAGAUUUGUUGCCUCAAAGUCAAUGAUUCCUUUAAGCAGAGUACUUCCACCUCCCCCAGCACUCAAUUCUUCAAGAGAUUCACAACCAAUUAAUCCUUUUUGCUCUGAUCCUUCUUCUUCUUCCAUUCAACCUGUUAUUGCUAAAGGUGUUUGUGUUCGGUCUGUUGGCAUUUUUAAGAGUGCCCUUCCACCUUCUACCUCCACAGCAGCUCCCAAUAACCUUCCUUCAGACAAUACAACAUUUGUGCCUCAUUUAAAUCCAAAUUCGACUCCUUUACAUCACAGAAGCGAAAAUUGUUUAAAUUAUUCUCAACAACAAUAUAUUGUUGGGGGUUGUUAUUCAGCAAGAAGUCAACAACAACAAUAUCCCCCUCCUCCACCAGCACCCAAUUCUUUUUCUCCUUUCAAACCUUUAGAAGGAUUAGGGAAUAGUAACGGUACCGAUUCUUCUUCUGUUGGUUGUUGUAAUAGUGCUAGGGCUGCAAUGCAUAGACAAUUUAGUAGGUUUUUGGGAUUUAAAAUUUGGCAGGCUUCAUGAUGGGAGGACUUCCUAGACGAUACCUCUAAUAACGAAUUAAUC
Molecule: messenger RNA, 702 nt
Organism: Meloidogyne enterolobii
Lineage: Eukaryota; Metazoa; Nematoda; Chromadorea; Rhabditida; Meloidogynidae
Source: the annotation of a GenBank genome assembly